Molecule: messenger RNA, 528 nt
Organism: Eruca vesicaria subsp. sativa (arugula)
Lineage: Eukaryota; Viridiplantae; Streptophyta; Magnoliopsida; Brassicales; Brassicaceae
Source: the annotation of a GenBank genome assembly
AUGCAUAGCUGUGAAUUUGCAGCUCUACAAGACGAGCUUCUGCUUCAUUUUCAGUCAUUUUCAGGCGAGAGAGAAGGAGAUGAACGUCGUAGAAACUCUGAUGUUAGUGAGAUACUCAAGAACACAACUUUCCCUAGGAUCCGUUUCACCAGUGCUCCUCUUCUACUUGGUUGUGACAUAAGAAACAUUACCAAAGAGACAAUGGAGAUUGUGGCAACCAAGGAGGUCAUUGCUAUAAACCAAGAUCCACAUGGUGUUCAGGUCAAGAAAGCUAGAAUGGAAGGUGAUAUCCAGGUUUGGGCAAGACCAUUGUCAGGUUACAGAGUAGUUUUGCUUUUAUUGAACCGUGGACGAACACGAUCUCCCAUUACUGCUUUUUGGGAUGAUAUUGACAUCCAUGCAAACAGCAUCGUUGAAGCCAGAGAUCUAUGGAAGUACCAGACAUUGAAGCAAAAGUUUGUAGUGAACUUGACAGCAACUGUUGAUUCUCAUGCUUGCAAGUUGUAUGUUCUCAAACCUGUUGCUUGA